CUUUGAUCAACAGACCUUUUUCACUUCGUCUUCGUCUGAACCAACAUGUCUCCCAGCUUCUCGAUCAGCUAUGCUAACCAGUGCAUUGUCAUCACUGGUGGCAACCGAGGUAUCGGCCAUGCCUUCAGCGAGGCCGUUGCCAAAGCUGGUGGCAACAUUGCUGUUAUCUACAGGAGUGCCCCCGACGCCGAGAAGGUCGUUGAGGAAAUUGGGAAGAAGUACAACGUCAAGGCUAAGGCUUACAAGUGCGACGUCUCCAACACUGCCCUCACCGAUGAGACCAUGCAGAAGAUCGACAAGGAGCUCGGCCCCAUCACUGGUCUGAUUGCCAACGCCGGUGUCUCCGUCGUCAAGCCCGCCUUCGAGCUCACCCAAGACGACUUCAACUACGUCUACAAUGUUAACGUCUUUGGGGUCUUCAACACUGCCAGGGCCGUCGCCAAGGUCUGGAAAGAGCGAGGCCACAAGGGCUCCAUCGUCAUCAACUCUUCGAUGAGCUCCCAGAUCAUCAACAAAGUCAACAACAACUCUCCUCUCACCCAAGUGUUCUACAACUCUUCCAAGGCCGCUGUUUCGAACCUCACCAAGGGUCUCGCUGGAGAGUGGGCUCAGUAUGGCAUCCGGGUCAACGCUUUGUCUCCUGGUUAUGUUAACACCGACCAAACUGCUUUCAUGGACAAGAACAUCCGUGACUUCCAGGCCAGCCAGGUGCCCAUGGGCCGAUUCGCCGAGCCCCACGAGAUGACUGGCCUCGCACUCCUCUUGUUGUCCGAGCACGCCUCAUAUAUGACUGGAGCUGAGUACUUCGUUGACGGUGGUCAAUUGGUCUACUAGACGUCGUCCUAAAAUUCGUGUAGUCUUCGUCCAUCCGUAACGCAGGCUUGGAUUAGAUGUAUUAUUAGCGCCUGAUACCCUCACAUAACUAUGAAUUAAAAUUUAAACAGAUGCGGAAGCAUUCGGUCUUC
Messenger RNA from Coprinopsis cinerea okayama7#130, 965 nucleotides. RefSeq names its product NADP-dependent mannitol dehydrogenase. The transcript has 8 exons. Gene Ontology annotation, cellular component: intracellular anatomical structure. NCBI's taxonomy places the organism in Eukaryota, Fungi, Basidiomycota, Agaricomycetes, Agaricales, Psathyrellaceae. The record is from RefSeq and is a predicted model, not a curated record. Bases 46 to 834 code for a protein of 262 amino acids. Gene Ontology annotation, molecular function: oxidoreductase activity, acting on NAD(P)H, oxygen as acceptor.